This is a messenger RNA of Nicotiana attenuata, 2423 nucleotides long. RefSeq names its product TGACG-sequence-specific DNA-binding protein TGA-2.1. The record is from RefSeq and is a predicted model, not a curated record. The coding region runs from base 683 to 2047 and encodes 454 amino acids. Lineage: Eukaryota; Viridiplantae; Streptophyta; Magnoliopsida; Solanales; Solanaceae. Gene Ontology annotation, molecular function: sequence-specific DNA binding; DNA-binding transcription factor activity. The transcript has 11 exons. Gene Ontology annotation, biological process: DNA-templated transcription; regulation of DNA-templated transcription.
CUUUUAAUUUCUAUGAUACUACUUUCACGUCCAAAGAAAAUGAUAAAAAUAAAUUUUUUAGUCAAAUUAUGUCACAUAAAUAUAAUGUACGUUAUUAAAUAAUGAUACAAAAAGUUGAGUUUUGCGCAGAAAAUAAGUCUUGAUUUAGAAAACUGUAGAUAAAAUAGUUUACUGAACCAGUGACUACUCAAUUUCAUUGAACAACUCCAACUUUGCAAAACUACUAGUGGGCAAUAGAAAAUUCAUAUUUUCUUGAGCUCUUUUACUAAUUUUCUGGGUAUUGCUCAAUUUGAUAAAGCAGUAGUUGGGUUUAUUCAAGUUUUGACCUUUUUGUUGCUUUUUUAUAAAGAGGAUCUAAAAAAGUUUUUGUCUUGAUAUAAGUGAACAGCUGUUUUUAUUUUUUGUCCUGUAAUUUUCUUGAAUUCAGUGGUCUAAUUUUGUCUGAUUUUUAUUGAACGGUGGAUUUUGAUAAUAUGUAUUACAAGUUCUUUUGAUCUUUAUAUGACACUUUGUAGAAGCGAUUAAGCGGUGGAUUUUUGGAAGUUUUUGUACUAAGUCAACUGUUAGUUGUGGUGUUAAUUCAUCUAAUUGAAGAGAUUUUUGUGUAUUUAAUCUGUGGUUUUGUGAGAUUCUGGUUAUAUGAGCUGAGGUUGGUGACUGUUGAUUAUGAUGAUGGUGAUUCAUGGCUAGUAAGAUUGGUACAGCAGGCAAUAGAAGUGGUACUGCUGGAAUGCCAAGUUUCAUUUCUCAGAUACCUGUUUCUAAUCCCAUGGGCACAGAAGCGAACAAUAUAAAUACUUCUAGAAUGUCUGAUUUUGGGGUGCUCGAGCAAUAUCUUGGAUUCCGUAUUGGAGAUGGCGCUAAUGUUAAUCGAAGUCCGCUAUUUAAUUCAACAUCUGCAACUAAUCCAGCAGUGGGUUUUGAAGUCUCUGGAACCAUCAAUAGGAAUUUAGCUCCUUCAAAUACAAGUUUGCCUACUGCUACUCCGAGAUCUCAGACAAUGCUAUUGCAAUCAAACCUGGUUUCAGCAUCAGGCACUCAUCAUGAGAAUUGGGGAGAGUCAAACAUGGCAGAUUCUGGUUCACGCACUGAUACUUCAACUGACAUGGAUGGAGAUGAUAAAAAUCAGCUGAUUGAGGCAGGUCAAUCCAGUGAUAAAUCAAAAGAAAAAGUCUUGGAUCAAAAGACACUGCGGCGACUUGCCCAGAACCGUGAAGCUGCUAGAAAAAGUAGAUUGAGGAAAAAAGCAUAUGUUCAACAGUUGGAGAACAGCCGGCUGAAGCUAUCGCAGUUGGAGCAGGACCUUCAGAGAGCACGUCAACAGGGGAAGUACAUUUCAAACAUAGCAGAUCAAUCAAAUGGAGUGGGUGCCAAUGGGCCCUUAGCAUUUGAUGCAGAAUAUAGUCGAUGGUUAGAAGAACACAACAAACACAUCAAUGAGCUAAGGACCGCUGUCAAUGCACAUGCAAGUGAUCCUGAACUGCGAAGUAUUGUGAAUAAUGUCACUGCACACUUUGACGAGGUCUUUAGGGUGAAAGGAAAUGCAGCCAAAGCGGACGUAUUCCAUGUCUUAUCAGGGAUGUGGAAAACCCCUGCUGAACGCUGUUUUAUGUGGAUUGGUGGCUUCCGCCCGUCUGAACUUCUUAAGCUUCUAGUGAAUCAGUUAGAGCCGCUGACCGAGCAGCAGUUAGCUGGCAUAUACAACUUGCAGCACUCAUCCCAUCAAGCAGAAGAUGCUCUUUCACAAGGUAUGGAGGCGUUGCAGCAAUCCUUGGCUGAGACAUUAGCCAAUGGAUCUCCUGCUCCAGAAGGGUCAUCAGGGGAUGUAGCUAAUUACAUGGGUCAAAUGGCAAUGGCAAUGGGCAAAUUAGGGACUCUUGAAGGUUUUCUUCGUCAGGCGGACAACCUGCGACAACAAACAUUGCAACAAAUGCAUCGUGUAUUGACAACCAGACAAUCGGCCCGUGCUCUUCUUGCAAUAAAUGAAUAUUUCUCACGUCUUCGAGCUCUCAGCUCUCUCUGGCUUGCCAGACCACGAGAGCAGUAAGUAUGACAUGCAUUGCAGUAUUCUGCUCAAAAACGGGCGAACUAUUGCCAAGACACCACAUAGUUGUGGUGUACACUACUACUUUACUUUUAUACUGAAUGGUCCAGUUCUACUUGACCGUCCAUGCCGGAACUGGCCAGUGUAUGUGCUUGUGGAAGUGUAAAAUUUGUUUUUUUUUGUUUUUGUUUUCUAGGUGUUAGGAUGCUAAAAUUUUACUUUGUGAUAUAGGAACCAAUAAUGUACCCCUGAAUGUGUUUUUAGCUUUUCAAAGAAAAAGUUUAGUUAGGGAUUUUAAGCUGCAGAAUUGUAAUGAGAGAAAGUUUAUGCUUAAAUAGAUUAUACCUUGUUACCUGGAAAGUUUCUCUUCUGAGAUGUG